CUGUGGUGGCAGCUGUGAAAACUCUUCAAGAAAAGAUCCACCAUCUAGAGUUGGAGAAGUCACAGGCUGAAGAUAAUCUGUACAGCCUCUCCAUAGCAGCUGCUCAGUAUAAGAAGGCCUUAGAACAUGAAUCCUACAAAAAGGACACAGCACAUCAAGAACUGAUGCAACAGAGGAAAGAUGUAAGUGUGCAAUUAAAUGCAGCACAAUCCCGCUGCUCCCUGCUGGAGAAACAGCUGGAUUACAUGAAGAAAAUGGUUUCCAGUGCGGAACUGGAAAAGAAAAUGGUUUUAGAGCAACAGGCCCAGCUUCAGAAAGAGGAAGAUCAGAACUGGUUGGAACUGCGUGCAAAACUUGAAAAGCUUGAAAUGCUAGAAAAAGAGUGUCUUAAACUUACUGCUACUCAGAGAAUUGCAGAAGACAAGAUCAAACACUUAGAAGAAAAGCUUUGUAAAGAAGAGCAUCAGCGUAAGCUAAUACAAGACAAAACUGUUCAGCUUCAAACAGGAUUUGAGAUAAACAGAAUUUUGAUGUCUUUGGUAAAAUCUCAAAAUGAACCUAAAAAGGAAAACGGGAAGAAGAAAAAACCUAAGAAGAGAAAUCCUGCAAUGAAGAAAAUACACCUUUCACAAUUACGUGUAAAGGCUCAGGAACUACCUUUUGUGGCAGGGAAGUCUGUCAGCUCCAGCCAUUCUGUUAGUGCAAAUGUACAAAGUGUGUUGCAUAUUAUGAAGCAUCGCAGUCCACAUAUCUCAUCACGAAGCCAAGAAGGAGCUACGUCUGGGAUUUCAGGACGCAGUGCACUUUCAAAAUCUGUAUCCUCUGGUCCCACAUCACCUACUGCCACCAGAAGUCUUUCGAACCUUCUGUUGGCCAUACAAGAUGAGCUGGGCCAAAUGAGCUUUAAGCAUCAAGAACUUCUGAAGCAGAUACAGGAGACUCAAGACGCCGGAGUUUGUGAACACCUAGAAUGGGAGCUGGAUUUCCUUGUUAAACAAAUGGAGAUCAAAGGAGAACAAAUAUCCAAGCUGAAAAAGCAUCAGGCUUCUGUGCAAAAAUUAAAGAGAAAAACUCAGAAGUUGAAGCAAGGGGCAGCUCAUGUCAAACUAAAGCGUGGUGACCAAAAGGAAACAAAGGAGAUUGCAGUAAGGGAAAGUAUGUCUAGAUCUUGUCCUGGGCAGAAAAGCAGAAGUUCUCUUCAGCUGCUAAAAAAUGUGCGGAAACUUCAGUCAACACUGAAAAAAGAUGAUAUCAUGUGGGAACAAUAG
Messenger RNA from Balearica regulorum gibbericeps (East African grey crowned-crane), 1268 nucleotides. The record is from RefSeq and is a predicted model, not a curated record. Lineage: Eukaryota; Metazoa; Chordata; Aves; Gruiformes; Gruidae.